GCAAUGAAAUCUUUCAUAACUUCAAACCGGUUUCUUAUCAGUUUAUGAUUCUAUAUAUAAUAUUAGAUGAAUUUGAAAUGAUAUUUCACGACACAAAAUGUCAUAUUUACACGAAAGUGGAAAGUUUAUGCAACUGCUUACGUUUUUGAUAACGAUCUCAGUGUCAUCCGGCUUUGUGCUGGUAAACAGCUCCGAUCUUUGUGUUUAUAUGGUCAACCUAAACUGUACUCAUCAUGCAACUGGAACAUUAUGUGGCACAAAUAAAGUAACUUACGCAAACCAUUGCGAGUUUUCUAAGGACGUUUGCCUUCACCCGUCGUUGUCGAUAGAGAAAGCGGGACCAUGUGACCAUGAGAAAGUCGAGCAAGAAAUUGUUCUUGGUAUAGCAUGCGAAUCUCUACUGCUAAUGGAUUGCUCAACCUUCAGAAGUAGCAUAAAGUACUGCGGCACGAAUGGCGUAACUUAUACUAACGUAUGCCACUUUGAGAAGGCAAGGUGCAGCAAUCACAAUUUAUAUCUGAAUCACUUCGGAGAAUGUACUCAUAGUGGUUAACACCUGUUUUGAACUAAAUUAAACUAAUCAAAACUUA
This is a messenger RNA of Ruditapes philippinarum (Manila clam), 590 nucleotides long. Its product is annotated as four-domain proteases inhibitor-like. NCBI's taxonomy places the organism in Eukaryota, Metazoa, Mollusca, Bivalvia, Venerida, Veneridae. The transcript has 4 exons. Gene Ontology annotation, molecular function: protein binding. The coding region runs from base 98 to 553 and encodes 151 amino acids. The record is from RefSeq and is a predicted model, not a curated record.